AAUCUUUAAAAGCAGAAAACGAAUCCUUAUGACAAAUAAUUCGAAUCUACCUCUACAGAUCACGCUAUACGGUGGUAGUGCGUCGCUGGGCAAAGGUGGCAUCGUGUUUUACGCCAGCAAAAUCGUAAUUCAUCCAUUGUUUAACGUUGAAACAGCUGAUUACGACGCAGCAAUAAUCCAGGUGAAAAACUCCUUCCAAGGAUACAAAAACAUUGCUCGCAUACCUCUCCAAAACGCGGAAGUUCCUAGCAAUACUUUAUGCUGCGUGGUUGGAUGGGGUUAUAAUGGAAAAACAUAUCCAGACAAUCUGCAAUAUGCCGCCCUGCUAGCAAUAUCACAACGGCAAUGCUCAGAAGCAUGGUUUGGCUUAACUACACCCGAAAAUAUUUGUGCUCAGCGAGGCAAAAACGGCGAUUUAUGUAAUGGCGAUAGCGGAGGUCCAUUGGUCUGUAACGGAAAGCUAACAGGAGUAACUUCGUAUGGUGGAGAAGGUUGCCGGAGUGAACUACCGUCUGUUUUCACUAAAAUUACGGCUCCUGCUAUUAGACUUUUUAUUAAAACUUAUGCAGGAAUUUGAGAUACAUCUCCUCCUCCUAUUCCUGCGUUACUUGCAGGACUUCUUGGACCGUUUCGCUUGAAAAGCAACGACUAUUGAAGCGUGUGCAAACUGUUACACUGAUGAGCUUAGAAGAGCAGAAUCAUUAUCCUUUUUAUCAUUCCAGGUAUGUUUCCCAAUUUUAUAUUCAGAUUUUCAAAAGUACAACAAAAGCAACAAGCCAGGGACGCAUAAUAAUAGUAGUCUUUCGUCAUCGAGUCAGUCGCCUGAAGUGAAACAUGGAUCUGGUAGGAUAGGCCAUUUAAACGGGAUAAAGAGAGCAAUAUGAUCCAAUGUAUUUCAAAACAAUAAUAGCAAUGUUAGUAUGUGGGUACAUGAACGUAAUAGUAUUCUAUAAAAAUCAAUAAUAGCAAUAUUAGUAUACGCGUACAUGAAGGUAGAUGUGUUCAAUAAAACCUUACAACAAGGUCUCUGGACCAUAUUAUGAAGCAAGAUUUGGAAAACACCAAAAAAUGUAACCGGUAUCACGAACCUCAGAAGCAAAUAAAAUGGCCAAAAAUGAAAAAAGUAUGAU
Messenger RNA from Anopheles merus, 1130 nucleotides. Its product is annotated as trypsin-like. The transcript is spliced from 3 exons. The coding region runs from base 29 to 577 and encodes 182 amino acids. Gene Ontology annotation, biological process: proteolysis. Lineage: Eukaryota; Metazoa; Arthropoda; Insecta; Diptera; Culicidae. The record is from RefSeq and is a predicted model, not a curated record. Gene Ontology annotation, molecular function: serine-type endopeptidase activity.